UUGAAAGCUGACUUGAAAAGAGUCAGUCACAAAUAUUCAACCAACUGUUGCAGCCGUGAUUAAAUUUAUUUCUAAUAUCAUUUGCCUUUCGCUAUGGAUCUGAAUCAAAGCACUUAUUUACUGGUGACGGGUGCUUCUCGUGGCAUUGGCCAGGAGAUGGCUCACCAGCUUGCGGGCCAAGUUAAGGAGGCGGGCUCGGUGCUGGUGCUGCUGGGACGCAGUGAGCCGCAGCUGGAGCAGACCAAAGCUGUCAUUUUGGCAGAUCGUCCCAAGCUGACAGUGCACACAUACUCACUGGAACUGGCCACAUCCAAGUCCGAAGACUUUGCCCGCAUUCUGGAUGAAACUCUCUCCGGGAUAGACAGUAAUGAGUUUGAGCGGGCCAUUGUUGUCCACAAUGCUGGCACUUUGGGCGACACCUCCAAGCAUGCCCAUGAAUUGGGCGAUAUCGAGAUUCUGGAACAGUAUUAUCAUGUUAAUCUGUUCUCGGCGCUGGCACUUAAUCGUGAGUUCAUGCGUGUGUUUGCCAAUCAGAGGAAAUUGGUGGUGAAUCUCAGCACAUUGGCCGCUCUGGAGCCAUUCUCAUCGAUGGCCUACUAUUGCACGGUUAAGGCGGCCAGAGAGAUGUACUUUCGCGUCCUGGCACUGGAGGAGUCGUCGGAGAAAACGCUUGUGAUUAAUUAUGCACCUGGUGUCAUUGACACACAGAUGACGCUUCAGGUGCAGAGUGAAUCCCAUGAUCCUGCAUUGGCGGCUGCAUUCCGGGAACAACGCGAAUCGAAGUCUAUGCUUACACCACAACAGACGGUGCUUAAGUUCAUACAAGUUUUACAGGCUCAAAAAUUCAAUUCAGGCGAUCAUGUGGACUACAGAGAUUAGGUUAAUAUGGACAUUUCCACAGAAAGGUGUACAAUUUUCAUCCGCAAACAGUUUUAGGUUACUUACUAUAAUUAAACAAUUAACAGAUAUAUUGGCCAAUUAGAAUGAGAAUAUUGAAUGCAUAUUUAAAUAAAUUGGGUUUUUCUAUACUUUUGCCCGUUUUCUUCACAAUUGACUUUCAAAAUGGAGAGUAUGUAUUAUAUCCAUUGUCGGACAAAAUCUCUCUUCCAGUCACAAA
Messenger RNA from Drosophila innubila, 1117 nucleotides. It is a transcript of the gene Sptr, whose product is annotated as sepiapterin reductase. Gene Ontology annotation, molecular function: sepiapterin reductase (NADP+) activity. NCBI's taxonomy places the organism in Eukaryota, Metazoa, Arthropoda, Insecta, Diptera, Drosophilidae. The coding region runs from base 94 to 879 and encodes 261 amino acids. Gene Ontology annotation, biological process: tetrahydrobiopterin biosynthetic process. The record is from RefSeq and is a predicted model, not a curated record. The transcript has a single exon.